Messenger RNA from Mus caroli (Ryukyu mouse), 1812 nucleotides. RefSeq names its product Yip1 domain family member 7 (gene Yipf7). NCBI's taxonomy places the organism in Eukaryota, Metazoa, Chordata, Mammalia, Rodentia, Muridae. Gene Ontology annotation, biological process: endoplasmic reticulum to Golgi vesicle-mediated transport; vesicle fusion with Golgi apparatus. The record is from RefSeq and is a predicted model, not a curated record. Gene Ontology annotation, cellular component: membrane; trans-Golgi network.
CCCACUGAUUUGCUCUUAUUUCCCAAGUUCAGCUACGUUUGUUGGAGGAUCUUCCCUCAUAGCAUACAUAGAGGCAGGAUGUCAAACCCAGAACAGUAUGACAUGGGCUUCUACCAAUCGAAUUAUAUCAUUGAUAAUCAGGAGCCGAGCUGCAAUGAUGCUAAUGCUUAUGGAAAUGUUUAUGGAUCCAGAGAACCACAAGCCACUGAGCAGCCUUCCUCUCCAGCUCCACCAGAGAUGUUCCUGCCAUCAGAUUAUGGAGGGCAGCUUUUUCAGCCAGCAUCCAACUUGGAUUAUUACUCACAGUCUCCCUCAGUUGACACUUUUGAUGAAGAGCCCCCUUUGCUAGAGGAACUUGGAAUUAAUUUUGAUCACAUAUGGCAGAAAACCUUGACGGUGCUAAACCCAAUGAAGCCAGCAGAUGGCAGCAUCAUGAAUGAAACCGAUCUCACAGGACCCAUCCUUUUCUGUAUGGCUCUGGGAGCCACAUUGCUUAUGGCCGGAAAAGCCCAGUUUGGUUAUGUAUACGGCAUGAGUGCCAUUGGCUGCCUUGGGAUUCACGCCUUACUAAACUUGAUGAGCAACUCUGGGGUGUCGUAUGGCUGUGUGGCCAGUGUGCUGGGAUACUGCUUGCUCCCCAUGGUCCUCUUGUCCAGUUGUGCAGUCUUCUUUUCACUGCAGGGUACCAUAGGAACCAUGUCAGCUCUGCUCAUCAUUACCUGGUGCAGUCUCUCAGCUUCUAAGAUCUUCAUUUCGGCCUUGGCCAUGGAAGGACAGCAGCUUCUUGUCGCUUACCCCUGUGCCUUACUUUACGGACUCUUUGCCCUUCUGACCGUUUUCUAAAGACUGCUUGAUGUGACUUUGCAAGAUCCUAUCUGUUGGCUCUUCAGAUUUUUCUGGAAGUGCAUUUCCACUCAAAUCCUGUGAGAUAACUUCCAUGUUAUUUCUGUUGAGAGAAUAUUAAGCAGAGAGACAAGACAGUGCUCAAUGAUAGUUCUCUAUUAGCCUGUUGGUGGGGAUGAUGUUUUAUUUUUUUUUUAGCCUGGAGCAUUAAAACAGUUAAAAUAUUUUGAAAUAUUAAGAGAUACAGUCUUGGUGCUGAUGAAUGCUGUUUUUCUCAAUAGACAUGCUUCUGAGAAAUUGUAAGCAAAAUAACAUCUUAUGCUUAACAUUUAUUAACUCUAUAAUAAAUAUUUUUCAAAAACUUUCAUAACUCUGUAUGUGGUUAAAAGUUACAGUUUGGCACCUUUGGAGAGUUCAGGGGUUUUAUCUAUCCAGAGUCAAAGAAAUCCCUUAAUUUACCUUAACAGCUGUUAUUUGGUCUCAUUUAGAUAAUGUAUUGACUCAACACAUUUUCAGAUUCUCACUUCCCUCUCAUCUGAUCUAAAUGCUAGGGUCUAUUACUACAGCUCUCCCUUGCAUAUAUCCAAAGUAAUUUUGCUAUAUUCUCUCUAAAUAGAUAAAUGUACCUACAGGAAAUUCCACCCAUUUUGUAUUAAUGCUAUUGAAGUUUUUGAAAUAGUUCUCAGCACUGCCCUUUAAUCCUUAUACUUCAUUUUAGUUUGAAAUUUGUUUUCCUACUUAGAUGACCAAAUAACACCAAUGCUUUACUGCUCAAGUCUCUAAUCUUUCUUCCUCUCCUAUCUGUUAUUUUGGUCCUAUUUUCAUGAAAGCCAUAAGCAUGUAGAUCACGCUUGCAUCUUCCCACCGUACGAGAGAUUCUACUUAUGUCCACUUUGCUUCCCUUUUAUUGCCUUCUUCUCUCCAUGUCUCUCUUCCCUCAACCUUCAUUCGCAAAAGCACAUAAACAUU